GCAACUCGCCAAUCCGAGUGAACUCCGAAAAUCUCCUGGAAGUGGAGGAUUUCUCCCGUCUCCUCCCUCUCGCAUUUCGCCAUUCAAAUGCAUCUGAGCUUUCGAAGAGUUGCCUCCUCCAAUGUCCGACUCCCACUGAUCCGCCGCCCCACCCACAGGCUCAACUCCACUUCGUCCCCGCCCCCGGACCCCACAGAGCCGCUCACGCCGCCUCAGCUCAAGACCCUCGUUCUCAGCCGGUACGCCAAGAAUGGCAAGUUCUCCGGCCUCGUCCCCCACGUCGUGGCUUCUCCCUCCGUCCUCCUCGCCGCCUGCUGGAACCUCGCUGCCCCGAGCCAUCCCGACGCGGCUCCCUUGCCUCCGCCUUCUUCUCUCCUCGAGUUGGUGUCGAGGCGCUUCUCGCUCUCCGAAAUGGGCCGCGAGAUCGCCGAGGGCCGGUUCGAUGUCGCGGCUUGCCUCGUCACCAUGGUGCCCUCGAGAAAGAAAGGUGAGUCCCUGGUCCUGCCCAGCUUGAAACUGAAGGUCUUGAUCGAGGCCCUUAGGAUGGUUCUGGAGGUCAUAUAUGAUGAGAGGUUUGCGACUUUCGCUUACGGCGGACGGGUCGGCGUGGGGCGCCACACGGCUGUUCGGUACUUGAAGACCUCGGUGCAGAAUCCCAGUUGGUGGUUCACUGUGAAAUUCGACAGAAAGAAGUUUGAUUGUGUUCAUGUGAGCAAAUUGUGUAAGUUCAUUGAAGAGAAAAUCGACGAUUCUUUUUUCAUCGAUUUGAUAAGGAGGCUGUUUGAGUGCGAAGCCGUGAUCAUCGAAUUGGGCGGGUGUUAUUUGGGGAGAGGGUUUCCGCAGGAGAGCGGCUUGUGUGCAAUUUUGAUUAACGUGUACUUCAACGGACUUGACAAGGAAAUUCAGGAUUUAAGGCUUCGAUCGAAUAAAGAGAAUCUUAAGUUCGAGUCUAAUGAGAAUGUUUCAGAUUCGACAUCGAAUGUGUUUUACAAGCCCGUGAAGGUGUACGCAGUUAGGUAUUUGGACGAGAUGCUGUUUAUAACGUCAGGGUCAAAAAUCUUUACUCUGGAUUUGAAGAAUAACGUCGUGAAGUAUAUAGAAGAGAAGUUGGAAUUGAAGGUAGAUAGAGUGAGAACUGCAAUUCACAGCCCGACGAUGGAAAAGAUUGAGUUCUUAGGUAUGGAACUUCAGGCAGUCCCGCCUUCUGUUUUGCAUCCCCCAUUGUCAGAAAAAGCCAUUAGGGCUAGGAAGAAGUACCUGAGACAGAAGGAAGUGAAAGCUUUAGAAAUGAAAAAUGCUAGGGAGAGGAAUAGGAAGAAACUGGGAUUGAAGAUUUUGAGUCAUGUUUUCAAGAAGUUAAAACGGUCAGAUGGGUUCAAAUUUGAUAUUCAAAUUGAGAAUGAGGUCAAUGAGAUUUUCAGAACAUGGGCCGAUGAAGUGGUGCAAGACUUCUUAGGAUCUCUGGAGGAGCAGUAUAAUUGGCAUCGGGUGCUCUCUGCUGGAAAUUUUCUUUCUUUACCACGCAUAAGAGACCAAUUGCCGCAGGAACUUGUCUUUGCUUAUGACAAGUUCCAAAAGCAAGUAGAUAAGCACUUGUCUCCUGUCAAAGCUAUUAAGGCAUUGAGGGAAGAAGAAAGGAGAGAAGAAGAGGACAGAGAACAGAAGUAUGCGGAGAUGACAGUUCAUGAUUUGACAAGAUUGUGUAUUAGAGUUGAUGCACCCAUUGAACUUGUUCGAAAGGCAGUUAAAAUGGCUGGAUUUACAAACAACAUGGGUCGUCCUAGACCGAUCAAGCUACUCAUUGCUCUAGAUGAUGCUGAUAUCGUCAAAUGGUAUGCAGGUGUAGGGAAGAAAUGGCUCAACUAUUUCUGUUGCUGCCACAACUUCAAGAUGGUAAAAACAGUUGUAACUUAUCACAUGAGGUUCUCUUGCAUUUUAACUUUAGCAGAGAAGCAUGAUUCGACCAAACUUGAAGCAAUUAAGCAUUACUCCAAGGAUUUAAAAGUCUUAGAUGCAUGUGAAAAUGAAAUUUUGUACUUUCCAACAGAAAGAGAGGUUAAGAUGAUGGGAGAUAGAAACCUUUCAGAUCCAAAGCCUGUUGAUGGGGUUCUAACUUUGGCGCUGAUUAGAUUGGCUUUCGAUUGCGGGCCACUUCAUUCCUGUAUUGCUCAUUUCUGUGACCGUACCGAUGUAGUUUUUUAUCGGAUCCGAUUACUCCAAAACCGAUUAAAUGUAAACCCAUUGAACGAGGAGAAGUGGAUCUCGGGGAUGGGUGCAAUUCACGAGAGCUUGAAUCGCAAAUGCCUUCCCGUCUGUCCUGCCCAUACAGAUGAUUUGUACAUGGGAAAAAUCACGCUUCAAAACAUUGAUGUUAGUUCAUUUGUGGACGUGGAUAAUCUAUGAUCGGUUUGAUAGGAUUGGCCGUUCAUCAGUGGUAUCAUGGUGAAUUGAGACCUUCUGAAUUGGGGUGAACACUGUGUAUGGGUUGAUACCUGCAAGCCUAGAUGUAAACGUCCCUACUCCCUAGUCCCACCCCAUCCAGUGCCAGUAGGCCAAAUGGCGAGAACGCCCUUCCUGUGUCACCAUUUGCAAUGCCAAGAUGACUCUUCCCAAUGAUGGGAUAUGCACCUCUCACCUUAGACUGUCAGAUUUUUUAAUACUAGCUGAAAAUAAUUCUUAAGAUGUGGCCUACCUCAAACUGACCUGACAUCUUAGAUAUACUGAACUAGACGAAAACCAUAAUGAUCAACCCGAGUGAGUGAGUGGCAAACUCACAUGGGGAUGAUUAUAGGCACAGGGGAUUCGUCAUAAUUCAUGCGAAGAACUAGUGCAGAUAUUCAUGAAACUCGACAUUGAGGAUCAUCAUUACCAUGCUGCAAAGAAGAGAGAAGCAUUAGCCAGACUGCACCCAGAACUGAGUGACAUAUGUUGCUCAGAACAUCAUCGAAACCGAAUCCUGAUGAUUUGCUGUUCAAGGUCAACCGUAACUGUUUCCUGAGGUGGUAAUCCCUCCAAAGCUAAUUUUGUUAUUGAACAUUGCCUAUGGCGGAUGAUACAUUUCAUUUACUGCUGCAGCUAGCAGGAAUUUGACUGUCUCUGAUUUAUUGGUUGUGUUUGCCGAGGAACACAGACGCAUGAUACAGCUCGUUUAUGAGUUGCUCAA
This is a messenger RNA of Rhodamnia argentea, 3163 nucleotides long. RefSeq names its product nuclear intron maturase 3, mitochondrial. Lineage: Eukaryota; Viridiplantae; Streptophyta; Magnoliopsida; Myrtales; Myrtaceae. The coding region runs from base 88 to 2403 and encodes 771 amino acids. The transcript is spliced from 4 exons. The record is from RefSeq and is a predicted model, not a curated record. Gene Ontology annotation, biological process: mRNA processing.